Microbotryum saponariae is the source of this 872-nucleotide messenger RNA. The record is from the annotation of a GenBank genome assembly. Lineage: Eukaryota; Fungi; Basidiomycota; Microbotryomycetes; Microbotryales; Microbotryaceae.
AUGAGCUACAUGCUCCCGCCCUCCGCCUAUCCGAGGCUAGAUCCACCCCUGUUGACCCGCCUACCUCGUCCACCUCGCGUCGCCAACCCGUCCGCACAGCCGGCCUCGACACGGUUCGCAGAUACGCUGUAUCCGACAUUACAGGUGCGUCGAUGCAGGACGAUGAACUGGGCUGGACCAAAUUGAACUCAUGAACACUUCGAGGCCCAAAGGAUGAGCUGGACCAACUCGACUACCUCGAGGAACAGCACCUCUCCUCCGUGCGUCCGAACCCGAUGCCUUGACGCUCAACUCGUUGGCGCUCGCUCAUUCGGUCGGCUGUCUCCUCCACACGCAGAUGCACGAGAUCAGAGCCUUUGGUUUCAGUUGGCUCGUACCGUUGGGACGUCAAAACACACAGGAAGAAGAUCUCGAGGUAUGUCCUCCACCUCCUCGGCACUCCUCGGCAUAGAAAUCAAAAACUUCACCAUCCUAAGAAACGAGGCUAACCCCUUCCUCGCAUGUUUCAGUCAACCUAUUCCAACUCCCCACCCCCAGGCUCACCCCCUCUCAUCUCGGACACCGACGGCGCCCUCGCGACGGGUGCCCAGAUCGACGAGGCUAUGGCCGAAGUCGCCGAAGUCGACCUCGACGCCGAAAUCGAGGACGCCGACCAACCCGCUUCUUCAGUAUCCGAAGAUGAUGUCGAGGAUGAAGAAGCUGGCGCGAAUGCGGAUCUCGAAUCGAGGAGGCAAGGUGGAGAAAAUCAAGGUGCGAGUCCUGCCCGUUCGGGCUCGCCGGGGUUGGAUAGUCCUUUCGCUUCGGGUCCGGAUGUCAGUACCGAUGCGGGGGAAGGAGAGGGGGAUUUAAGUGAGGUCAGCAUGGAUAUCUAA